Molecule: messenger RNA, 1017 nt
Organism: Elephantulus edwardii (Cape elephant shrew)
Lineage: Eukaryota; Metazoa; Chordata; Mammalia; Macroscelidea; Macroscelididae
Product: melanoma-associated antigen B3-like
Exons: 1
Coding region: 1-1017 (338 amino acids)
Biological process (GO): negative regulation of transcription by RNA polymerase II
Cellular component (GO): nucleus
Source: RefSeq, a predicted model, not a curated record
AUGACUCACAAUCAGAAUGAUGACCUCAUUGAAAAUCUCAGCGAGGCCCAGAGUGGUAUACAGGAGUCCCAGGUGCUCUUAAAAGACGAAGGAGAACUCCCUUCAUCUUCUGUUCCUUUGGGGAAUACUUCCCAGUGUACACAGAGCCCACCUGCUGCUGGGCCUGAUUGCACCAGCAAGGAUCCCAUCACCACUUUAGACAUAGUGUGCGUAAGACCUGAUGAAAGUACCAACAACCAAACUGUGGAGGAGUCAACCAUCUCCAAGCCAUCAACCUCCAAGAAGAGAUUACGCGCACAUUCGCUAGCUAAGAAAGCAGGUUUAUUAGAACAAUUCCUCCUGCACAAAUAUAAGAUGCAAAACCCCAUCACCUUGGAAGCCAUGCUAAAGGUUGUCAAUGAGAAAUACAAAGACCAAUUCCCCGAAAUCCUCAGGAGGGCAUCUGAGCACAUUGAGAUUGUAUUUGCAGUUGAUGUAAAGGAAAUAGAUCCCAUCACACACUCUUAUGCCCUUGUUAGUAAAAUGGACCUUCCACACAAUGGAAAGGUCUAUAGGGGUAAGGGUUUCCCCAAGACCGGUCUGCUGAUGGGUAUUCUGGGUGUCAUCUUAUUGAAGGGCAAUCGGGCAACUGAAAAAGAUAUCUGGGCAUUCUUGAAUACAAUGCGUAUCUUUGAUGGGAAGAAGCACUUCAUCUAUAAGGAUCCCAGAAAGCUCAUUACAAAAGAAUUUGUGACGCUGAAGUACCUGGAGUACCAGCAGGUGCCAAAUAGCAAGCCUAGUUCCUGGGAAUUCCUUUGGGGGGCUAGAGCUUUUGCAGAGACGACAAAACUGAAAAUUCUUGAAUUUUUAGCCAAGGUCAAUAGCACUGAGCCCAGUGCCUUCGGGUCCGUAUAUGAAGAAGCUCUGAGAGAAGAAGAGGAAAGAGCUCGAGCAGUCUAUGAGCCUGUGGCUGGCUGUAGUAAUGAGGCCAGUUCACAGGCUAUGGCCUCAUGCAGCGACAUUAAUGUCCCACUGUAA